Messenger RNA from Ochotona curzoniae (black-lipped pika), 1634 nucleotides. RefSeq names its product APC down-regulated 1 (gene APCDD1). The record is from RefSeq and is a predicted model, not a curated record. Gene Ontology annotation, molecular function: Wnt-protein binding. Gene Ontology annotation, biological process: negative regulation of Wnt signaling pathway. Bases 90 to 1634 code for a protein of 514 amino acids. Lineage: Eukaryota; Metazoa; Chordata; Mammalia; Lagomorpha; Ochotonidae. Gene Ontology annotation, cellular component: plasma membrane. The transcript has 5 exons.
GAAGCGGAGAGCAGUGCGCGCGGGCCGCGGGGCUGCCCGGGGACGGCUUCCGAGCGCGGCGAGCGGGCGCGCCCCUAGGAGACUUGGAGAUGUCCUGGCCGUGCCGCCUCCUGUUCAGAUACCUGUUCCCGGCCCUCUUGCUGCAUGGGCUGGGAGAGGGUUCUGCCCUCCUGCACCCAGACAGCAGAUCGCAUCCUAGGUCCUUGGAGAAGAGCGCCUGGAGGGCUUUCAAGGAAUCGCAGUGCCAUCACAUGCUCAAGCACCUCCACAAUGGCGCACGCAUCACGGUACAGAUGCCGCCCACCAUCGAGGGCCACUGGGUCUCCACGGGCUGUGAAGUCAGGUCAGGCCCAGAGUUCAUCACAAGGUCAUACAGGUUCUACCACAACAACACCUUCCAGGCCUACCAGUUCUACUACGGCAGCAACAGGUGCACCAACCCCACCUACACCCUCAUCAUCCGGGGCAAGAUCCGUCUCCGCCAGGCAUCCUGGAUCAUCCGCGGAGGCACGGAAGCCGAUUACCAGCUGCACAGUGUCCAGGUCAUCUGCCAUUCGGAGGCAGUGGCCGAGCAGCUCAGCCAGCGGGUGAACCACACAUGCCCAGGUUUCCUGGCUUCCGGGGACCCCUGGGUGCAGGACGUGGCCUACGACCUGUGGCGAGAGGAGAAUGGCUGUGAGUGUACGAGGGCCGUGAACUUUGCCAUGCACGAGCUGCAGCUGGUCCGCGUGGAGAAGCAGUACCUUCACCACAACCUCGACCACCUGGUGGAGGAGCUCUUCCUGGGAGACAUUCACACCGACGCUGCCCAGCGGAUGUUCUACCGGCCCUCCAGUUACCAGCCUCCGCUGCAGAAUGCUAAGAACCACGACCAUGCCUGCAUAGCCUGCCGCAUCAUCUACCGCUCCGACGAGCACCACCCGCCCAUCCUGCCCCCAAAAGCUGAGCUGACCAUCGGCCUGCACGGGGAGUGGGUGAGCCAGCGUUGCGAGGUGCGACCCGAGGUCCUCUUCCUCACCCGCCACUUCAUCUUCCACGACAACAACAACACCUGGGAGGGCCACUACUACCACUACUCAGACCCCGUCUGCAAGCACCCCACCUUCACCAUCUACGCCCGGGGCCGCUACAGCCGUGGAGUACUCUCCUCCAGGGUCAUGGGAGGCACCGAGUUUGUGUUCAAAGUGAAUCACAUGAAGGUCACCCCCAUGGACGCAGCCACAGCCUCACUCCUCAAUGUCUUCAAUGGGAAUGAGUGUGGGGCCGAGGGCUCCUGGCAGGUGGGCAUCCAGCAGGACGUGACGCAUACCAACGGUUGUGUGGCCCUGGGCAUCAAGCUACCUCACACAGAGUAUGAGAUCUUCAAAAUGGAGCAGGACGCCAGAGGCCGCUAUCUGUUGUUCAACGGCCAGAGACCCAGCGAUGGGUCCAGUCCGGACCGGCCAGAGAAGAGGGCCACAUCCUACCAGAUGCCCCUGGUCCAGUGUGCCUCAUCCUUGCCCAGAGCUGAAGACCUGACAGAGGAUGGUCGAGGCCACCAGUAUGGCCAGGCGCCCGGGAGGAAAGCCAGGCCCCUGCUGCUCGCUGCCCUUGCCUGCCUCCUGACUCUGUUACAUUGCGACAUCCUCCGAUAG